Xyrauchen texanus (razorback sucker) is the source of this 1167-nucleotide messenger RNA. Its product is annotated as zinc finger protein 501-like. Lineage: Eukaryota; Metazoa; Chordata; Actinopteri; Cypriniformes; Catostomidae. The record is from RefSeq and is a predicted model, not a curated record. Gene Ontology annotation, cellular component: nucleus. The annotation marks the transcript as partial. The transcript has 2 exons.
GUCUGUAAUGCUGAAGAACAGCAGAUGCUGCAGACACCAGCGGAGAUUGAAGUGAAGCUGGAGGAGAUAAAAGAAGAAAUCACGGCAGAGGAACAACGGAGUGAUGAAGUUGGUGAUUUUUUUCCUUCAGAGCUGAUGGAAGUGAAAGAGGAACAUCAAAAACUGAAUGAAGUGGAGGAAAAACUUCAGUAUCAGAAACAUCAUGAUUUUACAACUUCACAUAAAAAGUCUUUGAGUUUCUCAAAGACUAAGAAGAAAUUCUCUCUUAAAAAGCCUCAAAGAAGAGCAGCCAAGGAAUCUUCCGCUUGCUCUCAGUGUGGAAAGAGUUUCACAUAUGCAGGCCAUCUCAAGAAUCAUCUCUGUUGUCACUCUGGAGAAAGACCAUUUGAAUAUGCCAAGUGUUGUAAACCAUUUGUGUUGGAUUCAGUUCUAAAACAACAUCUGAAAACACUCACAAAUGAGAAGCCUUACAAGUGUUCUUCUUGUGAAAGUAGCUUUUCACACCUGUCCCAUUUUAAAGAUCAUCAGAAAAUACAUAACUGUGCCAGGGCCUAUAUGUGCUUUGAAUGUGGAAAGACUUAUAUGAAAGUCAACAAUUUGAAACGGCACCAAAAAAUUCAUGCUGGACUGAAACCUUACAAGUGCUCAAACAGUGGAAGGAGUUUCGCUCAGUCAGAACACAUGAAAACAAACGCGAGAAUUCAUACUGGAGAAAAACCUUGCAAGUGCUCACACUGUGGAAAGAGUUUCACUCAGUCACAUGACCUGAAAAAACAUGAGAGAAUUCAUACUGGAGAAAAACCUCACAAGUGCUCACAAUGUGGAAAGAGUUUCACUCAGUCAGAUCACCUAAAAUCACACGAGAGAAUUCAUACUGGAGAAAAACCUCACAAGUGCUCACAAUGUGGAAAGAGUUUCAAUCAGUCUCAAAACCUGAAAACACACGCGAGAAUUCAUACUGGAGAAAAACCUCACAAGUGCUCACAAUGUGGAAAGAGUUUCACUCAGUCACAUGACCUGAAAAAACAUGAGAGAAUUCAUACUGGAGAAAAACCUUACAAGUGCUCACACUGUGAAAAGAGUUUCACUCAGUCAGAACACCUGAAAAGACACGAGAGAAUCCAUACUGGAGAAAAACCUCACAAGUGCUCACAAUGUGGAAAGAGU